AUGGAAAAGCUCACUUCAUACAUAACAAAUAUAUGUGAUAGAAAAAAAAAAUAAUUUCUAGAAAGAAUAAUUAAGAAAGGCAAAUAUAAAUAAAUAUAAGGAAAUCAAGUGAUAACUUAAAAUAUUUUACUAUAUUUCAUAAUUAUCUUAGCUAUAAAACAAGAAAACAAAUAAAGAUAUUCAUUUAACUUAGCAAAAAAUAAUUUUGGUAAUAAUACAUAAGCACCGUUCCGCUUGUGCAUUAUCCUAAGAUUAAUUAAAGGGAAUAGAUAAGUGGGGGGAAAUGAAAAAAUUGGCAUGUUUCGUCGAGUGAGUGUGUAGUGA
Tetrahymena thermophila SB210 is the source of this 324-nucleotide messenger RNA. RefSeq lists its product as hypothetical. The record is from RefSeq and is a predicted model, not a curated record. NCBI's taxonomy places the organism in Eukaryota, Ciliophora, Oligohymenophorea, Hymenostomatida, Tetrahymenidae. The transcript has a single exon.